This is a messenger RNA of Pseudovirgaria hyperparasitica, 796 nucleotides long. RefSeq lists its product as uncharacterized. The record is from RefSeq and is a predicted model, not a curated record. Bases 244 to 696 code for a protein of 150 amino acids. NCBI's taxonomy places the organism in Eukaryota, Fungi, Ascomycota, Dothideomycetes, Acrospermales, Acrospermaceae. The transcript is spliced from 2 exons.
CAAGGCAAAGCAAGGCGAUGUUGACACAGAAACCCCCAACCCAUCCCAACCCAUCCCGUAAAAAACACACGCGGCGAAAUAUGAAAACGUAGCAAGAACGACGUGAAAAAUAAAAAAGUCAAAGUUGUAUAGUAGCAGGCGCAUCAUAAAGAAAAUCAUUUCCGCCGGCGCGACGACGAGCCCGUCCCAGACCCCAACCCGGACCCAGACCCAUUCAAGAACUGAUCCGUCAAGGUCUGGAAGAUGCGUCCGGCCGUGCCUCUGCCAUUCAGCAUGUUCUCCAGCUGGUCUGCGAUGGCAUCCGACUUCCUCGGCUGGCCCUGGGCGUCGAAGCGCGGCUCCAUCUCAAUGGUCUCGCCGGACGAGACGGAGUCGGGGGAAUCAUUUCGUUUGCGGUCGUUAUCGUGUCGUCGUGUGUCUGUCCUGUCGGAGCGGCCGCGCUUGCGGUCCUUGUCUCUAUCGUGUUCUCUUUUUUGGUCUUUUCUGUCGCUGCGGUCGUGGCGGUCUCGAUCGCGGUCUCGGUCUCGAUCUCGGUCGCCUCGUCGCCGGCCGUCCUCCCUGUCACCGUCUUCAUGCCUGCUCCGCCGUCGAUCUUCGCCGCCGCCACCAGAAUCAUGGCCGCGAUCGUCGUCAUCUGAUAGAGGCGACCAUGGUGGUUGUGGUUGUGGUGGUGGUGGUGGUGGUGGUGCAGACUGAGGCAGGUUGAACUGGACAGACUUGGCCGACGGCGGCGGCGAAGGAUCGCGAAUCGAGUUUACACCAUCUGUCAAACAUUGUCGCCGCCGCCACCGCCGCC